CUUAUCCUACCAGUUACUAUCUUGGAAAUAAGGGGGGGAUAUACAAAAGUGAUGUGUAAAGAGAAAUACGAAGCAGUUGAGAAACUUACGGAGUAGUGAAGGCAUGUGUUGAUUAUCGUCAUAAUUUUUAUUACCAAUAACAAUGUUGAUUAUAAUGUUUUUAUAUUUUCUAUGCAAUCCGAUUUUUUGCAAUACACAGGACGAAGACGAGCCAUGUAUCACUAAUAACAAUUUGCCAGGUAUUUGUAAACUUCUUCAACAAUGUCCUUCAGUUUAUGAAAAUUUAUUAAAAGGAUUAAGUUCACAUAAAAUAUGUGGAUAUCUUAAUUUUGAUCCUGUUGUAUGCUGUCCAGACAUAAAAAAAAUAUCUACAACUACAAUUAGAACUACAACAACUAAAAAAACAACUGCAAUUACAACUUUUCUACCAUUUACUGCAAAGAUGAAAACAAAAGCAAAAUGUGAAGAAUACAGUAGAUACGUAUACACGACCGAAUAUCCACCAACUUUAAUAAACAAUAAAAAACCUGUAAAUAAAUCUUUGUGUUACAUUAAAGAUCGUACACUUAUCGUCGGUGGUACAAAAGCUGAAGCAAAAGAAUUUCCGCAUAUGGCUGCAAUUGGAUUUGACACACUAGAUGGCAUUGUUUGGGCAUGCGGUGGCACAUUAAUUUCAGAAAGAUUCGUUUUAACCGCUGCACAUUGUACUUUUAACAGAAACUUGAAUAGCACUGCAAAUUGGGUACGAUUAGGUGAUUUAAAUCUCGAGAGAUCGGAUGAUUAUGCAAAACCAGAAAAUUUUCGUGUCAUUGAGCGAAUAAGAAAUCCUCAUUAUAAGCCACCAUCACAAUAUCAUGAUAUCGCGCUUCUUAAAUUAGAAAGUGAUGUGCAAUUCAAUGCGUGGAUAAGACCCAGUUGUUUACCGUAUUCUUUACCGGAUAGUGGCCUUGAUGGUAAGGCAACUGCAACAGGAUGGGGAGAUGUUGAAUGGCACGAAAGCGGUUCAAAUGAUUUAUUAAAAGUCACAAUUAGUUUGGUAUCUCAACCAAAAUGUAAUAAGUUAUUCAUCGGAAAUGAGAAAAACAAUAAACUCAAAUUCGGAAUCACAGAAGAUUCGCAAAUCUGCGCCGGUGAACUUGGAAAAGAUACUUGUCAGGGAGAUAGUGGUGGACCACUUGUCAUCUUAAAUCGAGAUUACGAUUGUAUGUAUACUUUAAUCGGUGUAACGAGUUUAGGGAAGCUUUGCGGUACCAUUAUUCCUGGUAUAUAUACUCGCGUUUAUAAUUAUAUUUCAUGGAUAGAGAAUAUAGUUUGGCCAGAUUUAUAAUACAAAUAUGAAGAUCAAGUGAUUUGUUAAAAUAUUGGAUAUCUCAUUUGAAAUGUAAUCAUAUAUUCACUAAUAGCGAAAAGGACAAUAGAUUCGAGUUUGGAAUUGUGAAUAAUUGGCAAAUUUAUACUGGUGAACUUAGAAAAGAUACUUGUCAGAUAUAUUUUAAAAAUAAUA
This is a messenger RNA of Apis dorsata (giant honeybee), 1504 nucleotides long. RefSeq names its product serine protease snake-like. Gene Ontology annotation, molecular function: serine-type endopeptidase activity. Gene Ontology annotation, biological process: proteolysis. Lineage: Eukaryota; Metazoa; Arthropoda; Insecta; Hymenoptera; Apidae. The coding region runs from base 143 to 1327 and encodes 394 amino acids. The transcript is spliced from 7 exons. The record is from RefSeq and is a predicted model, not a curated record.